Molecule: messenger RNA, 3870 nt
Organism: Colletotrichum truncatum
Lineage: Eukaryota; Fungi; Ascomycota; Sordariomycetes; Glomerellales; Glomerellaceae
Product: glucose-methanol-choline oxidoreductase
Molecular function (GO): oxidoreductase activity, acting on CH-OH group of donors; flavin adenine dinucleotide binding
Source: RefSeq, a predicted model, not a curated record
AUGGACGGAGUCGAGACGCAGAACAACGCCUCCAACGGCUGGAACGGCAACACCAACGGCUACGACGAGUCGCAGCCCAGCAAUGGCACAAGGUUCCCCAGAUCCGAGACCACCGAGCCACAAGAAGGCUACAGCAAACGUUAUGACAACUUCGACCCUGUCACCGGAUCCUACCCUCGUAUCUCCCGCCCCGUUGAGUUGAUUCGUCCUUCCUAUGAUGUUGUUGUCAUUGGUUCCGGCUACGGCGGUGCUGUCGCUGCUAGCCGUAUGGCCCGUGGUGGACAGAGUGUCUGUCUUCUAGAGCGUGGCAAGGAGAAGUGGCCCGGUGAAUUCCCUACGAGCAGUGUUCCGGCUAUCAAAGAGCUACACGUGACCAACGCAGCCACCGACGGCGUCCUUGGAAAACUGGGCAAGUUAGGUGACAGAAACGACCCUACUGGACUUUAUCACCUUGUUGUUGGUGAUGGACAGAACGCCUUUGUUGCCAAUGGAUUGGGCGGAACUAGUCUUCUGAACGCCAACGUAUUCCUAGAGGCAGACCAAGGCACAAUGAACUUGCCUGUCUGGCCCAAAGAACUUAGGGGAGAGGAGUUGAAGAGAUACUACGAGAAGGCUCGUGAUGUUUUGGAGCCCGAACCAUACCCGGAGGACUACCCCAAGCUACCCAAGUUGGAAACGCUUGAAAAGCAGGCAAAACUCAUGGGCUGGGGCGACAAGUUCUACCGCGUUCCUCAAACCACUAAGUUUGUAGAUGGCGACAACAGCACCGGAGUGUCCAUGAAGGCUUCCACUCUCACUGGCCAGGAUACGACUGGCUUGAAUGAUGGUAGCAAGUCAACCACUCUCGUCAACUACCUCAGUGACGCAUGGAACUGGGGCGCCGAGAUGUUCUGCCAAUGUGAGGUUCGUUAUGUGACUGAGGCUCCCGGAAGAAAGGGAUACAUCGUGCACUUCGCGUGGCACGGGGGCAAGCGUGGAAACUUCCACGACCUUUUCUACGAGGACCUCAUGUGGGUGCAUGCUAAGGAGCUUGUUUGCUUCGGUGCCGGCAGCAUUGGAACCACCGAGAUCCUUCUUCGUAGCAAGAAGUUCGGUCUCGAGAUGAGCGAUGACGUUGGCCAGGGAAUGAGUGGUAACGGUGAUAUUUUGGCUUUUGGCUACAACACAAAUGAAUAUGUCAACUCAAUGGGACGUCCGGAUCCACCGCCGAACCGCCCAGUUGGACCUUGCAUCACUGGCGUCAUCGACUGCCGUGAUCAAGAAAACCCCUUGGAUGGUUUUGUCAUCGAAGAGGGUGCGAUUCCAGCUGCAUUGGCACCCUUUUACGAGCUGAUGUUGUCGUAUAUGCCUGGGAGAACCUUCCCUAGCAACCUGUCUCUUCAACAGAAGGCUGGCCAUGUUGCCGCCGCCGUUGGAAGCCGGGUAUUUGGACCUUACUACCACAAGGGAAGCACUGAGAAGACGCAGUGCUAUCUCAUCAUGUCCCACGACAGCAGCCAGGCUACGAUGCAUUUGGUGGACGAUCGGCCAUUGAUCAACUACUCUGGUGUUGGCACGUCCCAGAGAGUCACCAAGCUGGCAGGGUAUCUUCAGAAGAUUACAAACUUGAUUGGCGGCACCUAUGUUGACAGCCCAUUUUACGCCGCAUUUGGUGAGAAAGAAAUCACUGUGCACGCCAUCGGUGGAGCUCGCAUCAGCAAUGAUGGCAAGGGUUCUAGUGGUGGUGUGAACAGUGACGGUCAACUCUUCAAGGGUGAAGGCGAAGAAGUCCACAAGGGACUUAUCGUUUGCGAUGGCACCAUCAUUCCUGCAGCACUUGGGGUCAACCCUUUCGCAACCAUCACUGCUCUAGCUGAAAGGUCCAUAGAGAAAGCCGCGAGCAGGCUCGGCGCUGAGAUCAGCCAAGAGCCUAAUGGUUCUCUGAAUCUCUUUGGCCGACCUGCGCACACUCCCUUCCAUGACAGUGACUUGCAAGUCAUGCGGUUGCAAAAUAUCAUCCAAACUGCCAGAGAUGAUAGAACUGCUGGUGUUGCUUUCACAGAGAUGAUGGAUGGUUGGAUUCACAUCGGCAAGAAGAAUGAUAACAUUAAAGAAUUGUCAUUUGACCGCGCGACAGCCACUGCUCGCAGCCGUGGUGAAUAUGCUCGGUUCUUCCUGAGCGCUCGAUCCUGGAACACACACAAUCUGAUCAACGAUAAGGAACACAUGGCCACACUGACUGGCACAUUCACCUGCCCCGGUUUGGGCGGAACUUGCAUGGUGCAAGACGGCAAGUUCCAGCUGUUCAACGAUGACCCUCGAGCUCCUGACACCAUGAACCUUACCUAUAACUUCAAGGUUUCGUGCCCCAACGGAAAGAGACUUCACUUCAACGGCUACAAGGUUGUCAACUCUGAUGUCGUCCUUAACCCUCUGAACCUUUGGAAGGCCACCACCACCCUAUACUGCACCAUUUAUGACGUGAAGGAGGAUGAUGAGCCCGAUUUGGACAAGGUCCGCGGCAAGGGUGUUAUCAACAUCAGCCCCCGAUCAUUCCUCCACGAGUGCACGACUAUGGAAACUACUGGCUCAACUCUGCAUGCUCGUGUUACUUCUGCAGCCAACUUCCUCGGUUACUUCACUGCAAAGGCCGCAGGGGCUUUCCUCACCCCAUUUAUCCCAAUGCAAUGGCCCAGUCUGCCUUUCAACAACUACGAAAAUCCCUCACCUUACACCGAAGAAAUCCCUAUCGAGGCUACCGACCGUGUCAAGUCAAAGCUUUUCUACUGGAGCCCGCUCUUUGAGGAGAAAUACGAGAAGCGUACUUGGAAUGAGUCGGACGCCCCUGUUGUCUUCCUUAUUCCCGGAGCAGCUGUAGACCAGCAGAUAUUUUCCCUGCCCACCAUCAAGGAGAAUGCUGUCAACUACUACCGCAACAAGGGCUUCCGUGUGUACUCUAUGGUCCACCGCGUAGGAAAGACCAUCGUUGCUCAGCAAAACUGGACUGCAUAUGAUGCUCGUCGCGAUAUCAAGGCCGCCCUUGAAGAGAUCCGCAGGAGACAUGAUAUCAAAGACAAUGCCGACGGCAGCCGUCCUUCUGUGACAACAUAUGUCAUUGCUCACUGCGCAGGCUCUGUCGCUCUUGCUUCCGGUCUUCUCGACGGUACCAUUCCCAAGGAGUGGCUCAGUGGUGUUACAGCUUCUCAAGUUUUCAUGAACCCGAUGUUCGCCAAGGUCAAUCAAAUUAAGGCCAGCCUCCCUAUCUCCAUGGCUUCCAUCUACAACCUCUUCCAGGGAAGCUGGUUCGACUGCUCAAGCUCCCCCCAGGACGGUUACAUCCAGCAGGCCAUCAACCAGCUGCUUCGUUUCUACCCGGUUGGUCGUCGUGAUGAGAUCUGCAACUCUGUUGUUUGCCACCGUAGCUCUCUUGUGUUCGGUCGUCUCUGGUCUCACAAGCAUUUGAAUGAGGCCACCCAUGCUCAGCUUGAAAACUUUAUUGGAGGAACCUCCAUGGACAACCUGAAUUACCUCAUGACCACAGGUCUCGCAGGCCGCGUCUUGGAUUCGCAGAAUGCGGACCUAGUGGUACCACAAAACAUUGCCCGCCUCAAGGGUCUUCCCAUCUUCCUGUUCUCCGGAUCUGAAAACGCCGUCUAUCUUCCACAAAACACCGACUUGUCAUUCACCACUCUUAGUGAGGUCAACGGCGGCACCUGUUACGAGAGGCAGGUCUUCGAGGGCCGUGGCCACUUGGAUGCCUGGAUGAGUCCCACGGCGCAUAAGGAGGUUUUCCCCCGCGUCCUCAACCAUAUCGAGAAUGUCCAGAAUGGCAAGUAUGAAAUCAUGAAGAAACAUGUUAAGGCCCUUGUCAAGGGUGAUGCCCGUUACUAA